Messenger RNA from Anopheles cruzii, 3939 nucleotides. Its product is annotated as sphingosine kinase 2-like. Gene Ontology annotation, biological process: sphingosine biosynthetic process. Bases 299 to 2320 code for a protein of 673 amino acids. Gene Ontology annotation, cellular component: membrane; intracellular membrane-bounded organelle; cytoplasm. The record is from RefSeq and is a predicted model, not a curated record. NCBI's taxonomy places the organism in Eukaryota, Metazoa, Arthropoda, Insecta, Diptera, Culicidae. The transcript is spliced from 4 exons.
CUAAGAUCUAGAGACCGAUAGCCAGGGCACUACGAUGUUGACAUAAUGGCGCACACCACGGGAUUACCAGUGAAUCGGGCGCACGUAAUACUGUGGGAUAGUCAGCAAUAGAAAGGGAACUGACAGAAAUAUUAAAACGGAAGCGAUCGUAACCCGCGAGAAGAGUGUUUGUUGUAAGUGUUUGUAGUGAAAAGUUCAACAGAAUGGUUCAGUUGUUCGGGAAACUGUAGUAGUCGAUGCGAAAGCGGCUAAGGCUUUCCGCUGCUAAGCCGUUUGCUCGUGGGAAGCUGAUCCUUGGAUGAUGAUGGAACCCGCUCACAAGCCGAUGAUGAACCUUGGUGAAUUGAUUCACUCUUCGCUGAGGGUCGAUGAAACCUUGGACGAAGAUCUGCGAUCGAAAACGGAAGCAUUCGCAGUCAGCAACGGUGGAGGUGAAGAUCAACGGCAACUCCAGCAACCGACGGUUUAUCUCACCGAAACGUUCUACAUCAGUUCGAAGAAAAAUACCGUCUUCGAGGUGCGGCUCACCGACAAGGGGCUCUGUUUGAAGAAACAAUCGAACGGGUCGACCAAGGAGCAGACCAUCCCGCUGAAGGACAUCAUCGGUUGUCGCUGUUUGCGCAGCAAGCGACGUACGCGGGGCAGCUCCUCGUGUACGUGUGCCUCCAUCUCGAACUCGGGUGCCCUCAAGGUGGUCGAGGAGAACUCGGGUGAGCAGGAUGAGACGGACGUGAGCGCAUAUCUGUACAUUUACGCGUACAUCCUGAAGCGCAACCGGCGCGGCGGGUUCCGCGAGCGUACCACCAUCACCCUGCGCUUCCGUUCGUUCGAUCGCUACGAGGACAACAACCGCGAAGCGCAAAAGUGGCGCGCCGCCAUCAAGUGUCUGAUCGCCGGUGAACCGGCGUUGCAGAAACACACAUAUCAACCACGCGAUACGCGCAAAAUGCUCGUCAUACUGAACCCAAAGUCCGGCUCGGGCAAGGCGCGGGAAAUGUUUCAGCAGCGCGUGGCACCGGUCUUUGCCGAAGCCGAAAUCCUCUACGAUCUGCACAUCACAAAGAAGUGCAACUGGGCGCGCGAGUUUGUCCGCCUGCGGGACAUCUACCUCUGGCGGGGGAUCGUCGUCGUCGGUGGCGAUGGCAUCUUCUUCGAGGUACUGAACGGACUGUUCGAGCGGGAGGACUGGCAAACGGCCAUCGAGGAGUUACCGAUCGGCAUCAUUCCUUGCGGGUCCGGCAAUGGAUUGGCGAAAACGGUGUCCUUUUUAUAUGAAGAGCCUUUUGAAACGAAACCCGUACUGGCAUCAGCUUUAAUGGUAGUUAAGGGAAGACAUUCCAUGUUAGACGUAGUUAGAGUCGAGACCCGCUCCAAUAUAAUGUUCUCUUUCCUGUCCGUGGGCUGGGGCCUCAUAUCAGAUAUCGACAUUGAGAGCGAACGGUUACGUGCCAUCGGAGGUCAAAGGUUUACCGUGUGGUCGGUCCACCGAUUGAUCAGCUUACGGACGUACCAUGGGAAAGUAUCCUACAUUCCGGCGCUGGCUAGCCAAACCAAUGGAACCACGAUGGCUGGCAGCCAUAUGAAUGGGCCGACGAGCCAGCGAUCGGGUGCGAUCGGAACACUAAAGCACAGCGUUAGCUACAACACCACGUUGAACUGCCGCGACUGUCGUGGGGGAACCGACACAAGUAGCUGCGAUGCCUGUGAUACGAACUUUAGUGACGUGCUUUCACUGGAGACGGGAAUGAAUCUGGAUUCGUUUCGUCCCCGCAUCGACAGCUGGUACUCGGCAACGUCGCGCAAAAGCACCUACUUCUCCACGGUCGACAGCGUGUACGAGAGUGAUAAGGCUUCCAACGAUGGCAGUAUCGGACAGCAGGUUGGCCCCAACGGUACCGGGCCGUUCGUACAAAUGUAUGGUCCACCGUCGCGGUUGCCCGCGCUAACGGCUGCUAUACCCGACACGUGGACCACCUUGACGGGCGAGUUCGUGAUGGUGCACGCCGCAUACCAGACACACCUCAGCACGGAUUGCUACUUUGCCACGCAGUCGCAUCUCAACGAUGGCAUUAUAUGGUUGCUGAUCAUUCGGGGAGGAGUUUCUCGAUCGCAGCUCCUAUCGUUUCUGCUCGGGCUGAGCAGCGGGACGCACGUUCCGCUGCAAGCGAACGAUUACAUCCAGAUGGUUCCGGUAACUGCCUUUCGCAUCGAACCAAACGGCACCAAUGGUCACAUGACGGUGGACGGGGAAAACGUGGAGUGUGGCCCAAUCCAGGGUGAAGUGUUCCCCAGCCUAGCAAAAGUUAUGGUGCCCAAGUAGAAUGGGAACAAAUCUGACCAGAGAAAGGUUUCUUUUUGUGCUCUGUUUUCUGUGUCUAUUGGAACGUUAUAGAGGAGUAUUUUCUUUUUCGUUGGUCGAACCUGUCCACGACGGAAUGUUUGUUGAAAUUGAUUUGUUACGCAGAGCAGCGGUGGUCUAAUAGGUUUUAAGGGAGAAACGUGCGAUAGAUAAUUGGUGAAGGUUGAUCCUCAUAGAAGAACGACAUUCCUAUGAAAUCCCAUAAAGAUCUUCUGGAUGGCGAAAACAAAUGGCAAAGAACAAGACAAAUGGCUGUUACCUAAAUGUGCUAGUAUUUUUUUGUUUGGGUGGGGUUGAAAAUAUUUAAAUUGCAUUCUAUAAAAAUCAAAACGCUUGCGCACAAAACAAUUCUUUUGUGGGGCAGUCGUUGUAGAAUUCAGCAAUUCCCAAAAUUCGUGCCAAACUGAUUUCAUUCGUCGGCUUUUCUUUCCCGGUAACUCCUGGUACCUAUCGACAACGAAAUGGCCCGGAACUGAUAGGGCAUACAAAGAGUACUGCAUAACAGGAUGCAUUUAAAUUGCUUGAAUCCAUUCCACGCGCUCCAUAUCAGUCGAAGCGACCCGAAAGCAUUUGCUAACAUUGAACAUGCGACGUAAACGAUAAGCAAUUGUACCGACUCGCCAGCAGUUUAAAAGUUAAAAAAGAUCGCAAAACGGUUUACAAAACAAAGUAUUACCUAUUCCAAUAAGAUAAUUGUACAUGCGCAUCAUGAACGAUUCGGGCGCAAACACUAGGCUUUCCGGAUGGUGGCCGGGAAGCGAAGCAAGUAGUAUAGAAUAGAGAAAUCACGGAUGUGGAAUGAUUACCGAGAAAGACCAUUUUAAAAAGACAAAAUACUUCAUACCAGUCACUAAACCGUCGACAUCCGACAUUCAAAACGUGUCAAUAGUGCAAGCAAUUUAGCGUACUAGGAAUCAAAUUUAUAAUAUCUUUCAAGCAUUACAAAAUAUAUUCAUAAAAUAAUACACACAAUGAAUACAAGUUAUUGCCACCAGUUCCUCGGGCAGUGCAUCAAUGGUUGUCCGAAGAUGUGAAGACGAAAGUAAAAUAUCUUAGGCGUGCAUAGGACGGUAUUACCGAAAGGCGAGUUGGCAGCACUUGCCGAAAAGUACAGUGGCUUCCUGUGGCUUUCACAAACAAGCAAGAGCCCGAGAGUCGAGUGAUCUGCAAAUACCUCUACUUUAAGAUAAUCUUUUCGCUUUGAAUUCUGCCUGCAUUCUAGUCGAAGGGCGUACCAUAGAUUACAGUUUCGAUUAAGCAGAACCACCAUUACGAAUAAUGUGUGGGUCGCAAGUAAACUUACUCGAGCGUCAUUACCAGUAGAUACGCACGUUCAUAAUUCCACAGUAAUUCCAGUUUCAAUGCGUGUAUAACCGUCCAUGGAUCGAAGCCAGAAGUGAACAGAUUUUUAGUAGAUUCCGAUGAAAAUGAACUAUGACUGUGAUUCGUUACAUUGUGCGAUGCGCGAAGGUCAAUUUCCUGGUUUUUUUCUUCCUGCCGUUCAAUGGCACUUUUUCUUCAGUUUGCUGUAUGAUUUACUUUACUUAUAGUGAAAAACCGAGAGAAAUUUUUCCAAUAAA